CUUGUAGUAGUUAAUUAAAGAUCCCUUGUGGCAUAGGGGAAGCGAAAGGGGAGGAUGCAGUGGUACUUCGUCGCUUCUCUUCUCACUCUCCUCACUAGCUCCCAGGGAAUCUUGACAACACUUUCACAAAGUAAUGGCAAAUAUAAGUACGAUUACGCAACUGUCCCAUUUCUUGCUGAAAUCUUCAAGCUUCUGGUAUCAGGUUUCCUUCUUUGGAAAGAGGGCCAGACAUCUCCACCAAGAAUGACUACAGAAUGGAAGAGUGUUCGUCUCUUUCCAAUCCCUUCAAUCAUUUACCUAGUCCACAACAAUGUGCAGUUUGCUACCUUAACUUUUGUGGACCCAUCAACAUAUCAGAUAAUGGGUAAUCUGAAAAUUGUCACAACAGGGAUCUUAUUCAGGUUGUUCCUAAGGAGGAAGCUGUCAAAUCUGCAAUGGAUGGCCAUUAUUUUGUUAGCUCUUGGAACAACUACGAGCCAGGUAAAGGGUUGUGGAGAGUCUUCAUGUGACUCCCUUUUCUCAGCACCAAUAGAGGGAUACAUGCUGGGGCUCUUGUCCGCCUGUCUUUCAGCUCUUGCUGGUGUUUAUACAGAAUAUCUUAUGAAGAAGAAUAAUGACAGCCUUUACUGGCAGAAUGUUCAAUUAUACAUGUUUGGUGCAAUCUUUAACAUGGCAUGGCUUUUUUGGGAAGAUUUUAGAGUUGGAUUUGAGAAGGGGCUUUUGUGGCAGCGCCUCUUUAAUGGAUACACAAUUACGACAUGGUUGGUUAUAUUAAAUUUAGGAUCUUCUGGAUUGCUGGUGUCAUGGUUGAUGAAAUAUGCGGACAAUAUUGUCAAGGUCUAUUCAACAUCAAUGGCAAUGCUUCUAACAAUGGUUUUAUCAAUAUAUCUUUUUAAUAUCAAGCCUACAGUGCAGCUUUUCUUGGGCAUUGUGAUCUGCAUUAUGUCGAUACACAUGUACUUUGCACCUGCAAAUAUGCUUGUAGACCUGCCAACAACAUCAAAGGCGGCCUCUAACAGCUUGAGUGAAGUAGCUGUCAAGCGCACAACAGAAUCGUGAUUACUUAUUGUUAGUUCUCUUGUUGGAUGAACCAAAAAUUUAGUGAAACAGUAUCUCUUGAUCCCGAAUGGCGUUUUCCCAAUAUUUACAAUCCACAAACAUGAAGAUUUUAGUGGCAACCAAAGGAUUAUGCAAGCUUCUGACCUCCAACCAAAAAAAAAAAAGGGAAGGGAUUCAGCAAACAUGAAUACUAGCAUAAGAGACAAGCUGCUUUGAGACCACAUUGGAAGCAAAACUUGAAACCGCAACAUGCGCAGGUUUGCAUAAUGUCUCCAAUAAUGCAGCAGGUGCGAUUCGUAGAUAUAUCAGUAUUAGACUCUGCACUGCUAGAUUGACAAUGCUGCUGAUCUUCAAAUUAGGAAAUACUUGUAUUUUUUUUCUUCAACUUUGGAACCUAUUACUGUUGAAUGACACAGCUGAUUGUUGUGAAGAAGCUGGAACUGUAUAUGUUCACUGUUGCAGCUCCAUUAUUGCUGUAACAUUCCAUUAUUUGUGAACUUUGAGUUUUGACCGGAGAUAAAUUGGUUCCCGUUGUUAUUC
Molecule: messenger RNA, 1599 nt
Organism: Elaeis guineensis (African oil palm)
Lineage: Eukaryota; Viridiplantae; Streptophyta; Magnoliopsida; Arecales; Arecaceae
Product: CMP-sialic acid transporter 1
Biological process (GO): pyrimidine nucleotide-sugar transmembrane transport
Cellular component (GO): Golgi membrane
Molecular function (GO): pyrimidine nucleotide-sugar transmembrane transporter activity
Source: RefSeq, a predicted model, not a curated record